CAGCAGAGGACGGUCCGGCACUCCGUGGUCAGUUAACGCUGAAAGAUGAAUGUUUAUGAGGACGCGCCGUCGGGGAGCAGGAUGGAGAUGUCUGAGUGCGUGAAGACGGAGGACGUGUACCAGACUCUCCACCAUCCUCCUCCAGUGAAGAACCCAAACCCAACACACGAGCCAGUGAGGGGCUGCAGGAUAAAGACUGUGCUGAUGGUCUUCAACACUCUGCUAUUGAUCGUCAUCCUGAUAUUGAUCGGAAUCUUCACUGCAAAUCAAUUACAAAGUGCUGAAGUGAACAAGCCAGAACCACAAAGUGCUGAUGUAAAGGAAACGAAAGCCUCUGGUAAGGACAGUGAGAGAGAGGAGCUGUGGCGUCUCCACGACGAUGUGUUUUAUCUGUUCUGGGAGGCUGAGGGGAACUGCAGCGAGGCCCUGAAGUUCUGUAAAGAUAGAAACUCCGAAAUUGCCACCACUUCAGGCAGGGAUAGAUUUGAUCACUGGAUAUUUCUCGAUGAAUCUUUUCACCACCCUGCAAAUCCUGAUCACGAGGGGCCAAUGCCACAAAGGGCCUCCCCCACUAUCUCCCACUGCCUAUAUGCCAAGGUGCUGGAAAGGAGACUUCAACCAACAUUUGAACCUCAGAUUGAGGAGGAACAAUAA
Messenger RNA from Pygocentrus nattereri (red-bellied piranha), 654 nucleotides. RefSeq lists its product as uncharacterized. The record is from RefSeq and is a predicted model, not a curated record. Lineage: Eukaryota; Metazoa; Chordata; Actinopteri; Characiformes; Serrasalmidae. The coding region runs from base 46 to 654 and encodes 202 amino acids. The transcript has 6 exons.